Umbelopsis ramanniana AG is the source of this 846-nucleotide messenger RNA. RefSeq lists its product as uncharacterized. The transcript has a single exon. The coding region runs from base 1 to 846 and encodes 281 amino acids. Lineage: Eukaryota; Fungi; Mucoromycota; Umbelopsidomycetes; Umbelopsidales; Umbelopsidaceae. The record is from RefSeq and is a predicted model, not a curated record.
AUGAAGCAAUACAAAAAGUACCUGCUUUUAGCGGUGCUGAUAUCCAUGACCAUGAUGAGCUCACUCUUAAUUUCCCAGCGGAAUUUCUCUAUUGAAUCGAUCAUCCCAUCUGGAUUACGCGCGCACCGCCUGGGUUUCAGUUCAAUUUACGUCAUCAAUUUGCCCGGCCGGACCGACAGACGAGUGAGAAUGCAAGAGCUGGCGUCCUUUCUAGGUCUCAAUUUCGUCUUUCAUGAUGCAGUCUCAUUUCUGGACGUCGAUUUUCCAAUGCGACGGAAUACGAGUGGAACGACUGUCAAUCUCAUGAAAAAUGCCACGCUUGCUUGCUUUUUCAGCCACAGAGAGGUGUACGAGCAGAUUAUUCAACGCGGUGACAAAUAUGCGCUGAUAUUGGAAGACGACAUUGAUAUGGAAUUCGAUAUUCGAGAGCGAAUGAACUCUUUUUGGAAUAUUACACUACCCAGUGAAUGGCAUCUCGUCUACUUUGGCCAUUGUAAUUCUCCACGCAGCAAUCCACACCAGGUUGAAUCUUUCGGAGAAACAAUUGAUUCAUCAACGGGAUUGCGACGGUCUGUAAAUCCAUAUUGCACACACGGUUAUGCCGUUAGUCAAAAGGGCGCUCAGAUUUUGCUAGAUCAGGUUGUUCGUGAGCCUCGCUCAGCAAUCGACGUGCAGAUUGCUUGGGCAAUCAGAAAGGGACAGCUUCAAAGUUAUUCGGUUGUCCCGCCUUGGAUUGUGCAGUCGAGGGAUACACCAAGCGACAUCAGUAAGAACUGGAAGGAGCUCCCCCAGCAACCGUUGAACAAAUCUGUGCUACAUCGUCUCGAAACGCAAGCUCAAAAGUAA